This is a messenger RNA of Scophthalmus maximus (turbot), 1481 nucleotides long. RefSeq names its product isopentenyl-diphosphate delta isomerase 1 (gene idi1). The transcript has 7 exons. Bases 141 to 1007 code for a protein of 288 amino acids. Gene Ontology annotation, cellular component: cytoplasm. Gene Ontology annotation, biological process: isopentenyl diphosphate biosynthetic process; isoprenoid biosynthetic process. Lineage: Eukaryota; Metazoa; Chordata; Actinopteri; Pleuronectiformes; Scophthalmidae. The record is from RefSeq and is a predicted model, not a curated record. Gene Ontology annotation, molecular function: isopentenyl-diphosphate delta-isomerase activity.
GACGUCACGAACAGGAAGUGAAAGCUAGGUCGUCCGACUACAGUGCUGCGCUGCAGAGAAAUGUCGCCGUAAACACGCGCAGCACACGUUAAAAGACGACGGUUUAUCCAGCGGACACAGGAGAGAGAUUCGUGUGAGUGAUGGUGUGGCCUGUGUGGGCGGUGCUCCGCAGAGUGGCAUGUCAGGGAGCCCCCGCCUCGAGGUUAAACUUACCUAUCGCCGUGAGAAGCACGCAUCGCAGCAGCGUACCUGGACGCGCUGUUGGCACGACCCGCCGCGGACCGUUAACGAGUGAGGUGAGACACCUGCAGUCUGCAGUCAGAAUGCCGGAGAUCACCACAGACCACCUGGACGAGAAGCAGGUGCAGCUCCUGGCUGAAAAGUGCAUCCUUAUCGACGACAACGACCGCAAGACCGGAGCCGACACCAAGAAGAACUGCCACCUCAACUCCAACAUCGACAAAGGUUUAUUACACAGAGCGUUCAGCGUCUUCAUCUUCAACAGUGAAGAGAAGCUGCUCUUACAACAGCGGUCUGAUGCCAAAAUCACUUUUCCAGGCUGUUUCACAAACACAUGCUGCAGUCACCCGUUACACACAGACAGUGAGAUGGAGGAGAAGGAUGCUAUAGGAGUGAGGAGAGCUGCUCAGAGAAGACUCAAAGCUGAACUGGGUAUCCCCAUGGAUCAGGUGACACCAGAAGAAAUGACGUAUCUGACAAGAAUCCACUACAAGGCCCAGUCCGACGGUGUUUGGGGAGAACACGAGAUCGACUACAUCCUCUUCAUGCAGAAGGACGUGGAGUUGAGUCCAGACCCCAAUGAGAUCAAAAGCCACUGUUACGUGAGCAAGGAGGAGCUGAAGGAGAUGUUGAACAAGGCCAAGCGCAAGGAGCUGGAGAUCACGCCCUGGUUCAGCCUCAUCGCAGAGACCUUCCUCUUCAAUUGGUGGGAAAACCUGCAGAACCUCAAACAGUUCAUGGAUCACGACAACAUCCACCGGAUGUAGCCACAGUUCGGGUCAGGUGUCCACCCUUCCAGUCUUUCCAAACCUUUUGGAUGUUACAGCACUCACCUUGACACCCGAGCUUAGCCGGCCGAGCCAGGUGUAGGCCCCCGACAUUCGGAGGUCGGGGAAUAAUAUCACUUGGUCCUUUUCAUCGAGGUAGUAGAGUGUUUUAGCCUUGUUAACUAUAAGAGGGGACGUGGUUUAUAGUAGGUUUGUAACUCUGAGGUGCAUUCAUCAGCACGAGUGGUGAUGUUAGUAGGGCAGGACUCUGAGUCUGUAGUAAAGAAAGGUUUCAGUUAAUCAAUUCUGUUGAGGAUUUACAGACUGAACAUCUUGUAUAAAGUGCCUGAGUACGGGUCUGUAGGCUGAGGUGACUAGUCACAACAACCAACACUGUAUUUUGUUGAUAUCAGUGAACACGCUGUAUCUUCUACUGUUUUACACAAUAAAAGUACUUGAUUGCGUCAUUGGCAA